This is a messenger RNA of Spodoptera exigua (beet armyworm), 1642 nucleotides long. Lineage: Eukaryota; Metazoa; Arthropoda; Insecta; Lepidoptera; Noctuidae. The record is from the annotation of a GenBank genome assembly.
AUGGACCUUCGAUGGAACAAGAGACGGCACUUUACUGAUGACGAUGUCCGCGGCGAUGUGCGCGAGCGCAUCCACGUGCAUCCACGCACCGGUGCGCGCUUACGUGCCCACGCGCAUCGCACGCGCCAGGUACACGUAACGCGCGACGCGUGCACGAUAACGCGACGCGGUAAAGCCCCUCAUUUGCCUGGCAGCACCAGCAGUCGCACGGACAUGGCAGAGGGUGGAGUCGCAACUCCCGACUGGGACAUAAACGACGCGGUGGUGCCACACGUGGCCGCCUUCGACACCUUCGGGGAGUGGUGUGACGGCCACGUCCGCCGGGUGUACCCGCCCGGCUGCGAGGAGGCGCGCCGCCAUGCCUCGGGCUGGGCCAUGCGCAACACCAACAACCACAACGUUCACAUCCUCAAGAAGAGCUGUCUAGGAGUCCUAGUAUGCUCCCAGCGCUGCCGCCUCCCCGAUGGUUCCCGAGUCCAUCUCCGACCCGCAAUUUGUGACAAGGCACGGAAAAAACAGCAAGGCAAACCGUGCCCAAACCGCCUUUGUAACGGAGGCCGAUUAGAAGUACUGCCUUGUCGAGGACAUUGUGGGUACCCAGUCACACACUUCUGGCGUCACACCGACCACGCCAUAUUUUUUCAGGCCAAAGGGGCCCACGACCACCCUCGCCCCGAGGCUAAGGGAGCUAGCGAAGUGCGAAGAUCACUUGGAGCUGGAAGAAGAGUAAGAGGGUUAGCUUUACUGCUAGCGAGAGAAGCAGCCAUAGCAGAUAAAAUACUCACAGUGAAGCCAGACAAACAAACCACACAGAAAGUGUGCAACCCACACCCACAGCCCCCACCAUUGAUUCCAGACAACCAAAGAGUUCAAUUAACGUGCACUUGUGGGCCAUUCGAGUGCUCCUGCCGAUGGCGACCAGAGCAGACUGUAGAGAGCUACGCGACGGCUGCGUGGUCCCCCCCGGAGCCGCAGUACCAGGGCUAUGCCCCGCCCGCACACCCCGCGCCCCCCGCGCCCACGCUGCAGCCACAACAACACUACGAUCCAACGGCCCUACCCGCUGACGACAUCUUCCAUCCUGAAGAAAUUUUCCAAUUAGACCAACCUAUAAGGCUAGACUUUCCUCUCGAAGAGCACACGUUGGAGUCGCCGCCGACAUUCGCAGAUCUCAAUGGUGAAAAUUCCAGACCAGAGGAAAGUUACUGGAUGGAUUGGCAGCGGGCUGCAGGUAGCUCAGAAUCCAGUCAAACACCCUCUCCCGAGCUGUUUGGAGGAUAUCAGCAGUCUGAGUACUGCGAGCAGGCUUACGUUCCUCAGGCGUAUUAUCCGGAGGGAGCUCAGUACUAUCCUUCAGAAAGAACGCCGCCGAUGAUGGAGACGCAGGAGCAACGAUAUUACCGCUACGGGCAGGACUGCUCGCAGACCAACGUAGCAGACCUACAGUCCUGGAACUACACAGACUGCGCAUUCACGACGACUGACAUGUCAGAAUGCAAACAGUACUUUGACGUUCAGCAGCAAGCCGUCAACGGAUUUAGCGGACUCUUAUAAUAGUAAUUGUGUAAAUAGUUAUGUAAAAUUUUGUAAAUAUUCCUUGUAAGUUUUAGUUUAAGUUGUUAAUUUUGUUUUUAAUAUGUAU